Molecule: messenger RNA, 336 nt
Organism: Sugiyamaella lignohabitans
Lineage: Eukaryota; Fungi; Ascomycota; Dipodascomycetes; Dipodascales; Trichomonascaceae
Exons: 1
Coding region: 1-336 (111 amino acids)
Source: RefSeq, a predicted model, not a curated record
AUGAAAAUAAUAGCAGGUCGGUUUUCUCGUGCCAUGUUAAACAGUUGCUUGACUAACCGUUCACUUUCACCCAUCCACUUUGAAACUAGAUCAGACGACGACACAGAAAAAAACGUCGAAUUAGCCUCAGUGGCUACUGCCUUGGCAAGAAACGAUUUUCCUGUUCCUGGAGGUCCAUACAAUAGAAUACCUGAUGUGGGUUUCCGUUUUCCUGUAAACAAAUGUGGGAAUUUCACAGGCAGAAUCACAGCUUCUUUAAGUGCUUCCUUGGCUCCUUCUAAACCGGCGAUAUCCUCCCACCGAACAUUAGGCUUUUCUGAAAGAAUGGCUCCUUGA